CGGUCUGUGCUCGGCUCGGCUCACUGCUAGCAAUGGCGCUGCGGGCUGCCCAGCUCUUUUCUCCGUGUCUACUCGCGGCGGCUUUGUUAUUGCUCGCCGGCGGACCACAGUUUGGACUCUGCUGUCCGAGUCGCUGUCUAUGUUUCCGAACCACCGUGAGAUGUAUGCAUCUAAACCUGGAAACCGUACCAGCAGUUUCUCCUCAGACCACCAUUCUAGACCUGAGGUUCAACAAAAUCAAGGAUAUACAGCCGGGUUCCUUCAGACGAUUAAAGAACCUCAACACACUCCUCCUCAACAACAAUCAUAUACGAAGGAUCCCCAGGGGGGCAUUCGAAGACCUGGAAAACCUCAAAUAUCUCUAUUUGUACAAGAAUGAAAUCCAAUCAAUUGACAGACAAGCAUUUAAGGGGCUUGUCUCUCUUGAGCAACUGUACCUGCACUUCAACAACAUUGAGUCUUUGGAACCAGAAUCAUUUACCCACCUACCAAAGCUGGAGCGACUGUUUUUGCACAACAACAGAAUUACCCAACUAGUCCCAGGAACCUUCUCUCAUCUUCAGGCCAUGAAGCGAUUGCGACUGGAUUCCAAUGCAUUAAACUGUGACUGCGAGCUGCUGUGGCUGGCUGACCUGCUGAAGCAGUAUGCUGAGUCAGGCAAUGCCCAGGCUGCUGCUACCUGCGACUACCCCAGCCGCCUGCAGGGCAGAUCGGUGGCAACGCUCACUGCCGAGGAGCUCAACUGUGAGGUACCCAGGAUCACCUCAGAGCCCCAGGAUGUGGAUGUCACAUCAGGGAACACUGUCUACUUCACCUGUAGGGCUGAAGGCAACCCUAAACCACAGAUCAUCUGGCUCAGGAACAACAAUGCUCUAAACAUGCGCGACGACAGUCGUCUGAACCUGCUGGAAGACGGGACGCUGAUGAUCCAGGACACCAGAGAGACGGACCAGGGAGUCUACCAGUGCAUGGCGAAGAACGUGGCCGGGGAGGUCAAGACUUCACAGGUCACGCUGCGAUAUUUCGGAGCCCCCUCACGGCCAAGCUUUGUGAUCCAGCCCCAGAACACUGAGGUACUGGUGGGAGAGAGUGUUACCCUGGAGUGCAGUGCCACAGGCCAGCCACAGCCCCGAGUCUCCUGGACAAAGGGCGACCGGACACCCCUGCCCAAUGACGCUCGCAUAAACAUCACCCCCUCUGGAGGGCUCUAUAUCCAGAACGUGGUCCAGGCUGAUGGGGGACAGUAUACCUGUUUCGCCUCCAAUAACGUUGAUACCAUACACGCAACAGCUUUUAUCAUUGUCCAAGCGAUCCCCCAGUUCACGGUCACACCACAGGACCAGUCAGUCCUGGAGGGUCACACGGUGGACUUCCCUUGUGAGGCAAGUGGUUACCCACAACCGGUGAUUGCCUGGACGAGGGGGGGCAGUCCGUUGCCCCUGGAUCGCCGUCACGUGGUCCUGUCUUCCGGUACUCUCCGCAUCACUCGGGUGGCAGCCCACGACGAGGGCCAGUACGAGUGCCAGGCGGUCAGCCCUGUGGGGACCGUGCGCACGACUGUUCAGCUCAGCAUCCAGCAGAGAGUAACGCCUGUUUUCACAAAUGCUCCAAGGGACCUGACGGUUGAGUCUGGCCAGGAUGUCCAGAUUCCCUGCAGCGCUCAGGGCCAGCCACAACCUGUCCUCACCUGGAACAAGGAUGGCGUACAGGUGACAGAAAGCGGGAAGUUCCACAUCAGCCCCGAGGGUUACCUGGAGGUGAAGGACGUGGGCACCGCUGAUGCUGGACGCUACGAGUGUGUCGCUCGCAAUCCCAUUGGCUACCAGGUUGCCAGCAUGGUGCUCACCGUCACAGUUCCUGCAGUCAGCAGAGAGGGAGACACCUUUGUGAGCACAUCCAUAGAGCAGGCCAUCCGUAAUGUGGACAGCGCUAUUGAGUCCACGAGGAGACGUCUCUUUGAUGGUCAGCCUCGUACCCCAGGAGAGUUGCUAGCUCUUUUCCGGUACCCCCGUGACCCCUACACGGUGGAGCAGGCGCGUGCUGGGGAGAUCUUCGAGCAAACGCUUCUUCUCAUCCAGAACCACGUCAACCAGGGUCUCAUGGUCGACACCAACGGCACGGCAUUUCGGUACAAUGACCUGGUGUCUCCCCACUUUCUGGAUGUGAUUGCCAAUCUGUCCGGCUGCACAGCCCACCGCCGCUUCAACAACUGCUCCGAUAUUUGCUUCCACCAGAAGUACCGCAGCCACGACGGUACCUGCAACAACCUGCAGCACCCUAUGUGGGGCGCCUCGCUCACCGCCUUUGAACGGCUCCUGAAGUCCGUCUAUGAUAACGGCUUUAACCUGCCCAGAGGCGCCACUGAGCGGCUGCAUAAUGGAUACAGGUUGCCACUGCCGAGGCUGGUGUCUACCACGAUGAUUGGAACGGAGACCAUCACUCCCGAUGACCGCUACACACACAUGCUGAUGCAGUGGGGUCAGUUCCUAGACCACGACUUGGACUCAACAGUGGCCGCCCUCAGCCAGUCACGGUUCAUCGACGGCCAGCUGUGCGCUCAGGUCUGCACCAACGACCCACCCUGCUUCCCGAUCCAGUUCCCCCCCAAUGACCCUCGGCAGCUUCGAAGCGGCGCCCGCUGCAUGUUCUUUGUCCGCUCCAGCCCUGUGUGCGGCAGCGGGAUGACAUCCCUACUCAUGAACAGCGUAUAUCCAAGAGAGCAGAUCAACCAGCUGACUUCCUACAUCGAUGCUUCAAACGUUUACGGCAGCUCACGACAUGAAUCCGAGGAAAUCCGAGAUUUGGCCAGCCAAAGGGGUCUGCUCCGGCAAGGUAUCAUCCAGCGAACAGGGAAGCCGCUUCUGCCAUUUGCCACCGGGCCACCGACUGAGUGUAUGAGGGAUGAGAAUGAGAGUCCGAUUCCAUGUUUCUUGGCGGGAGACCACCGAGCCAAUGAGCAGCUUGGUUUGACCGCCAUGCACACGGUGUGGUUCAGGGAGCACAACCGCAUCGCCACUGAGCUACUGAGACUGAAUCCCCACUGGGACGGGGACACCAUCUACCACGAGGCCAGGAAGAUAGUCGGGGCCCAGAUGCAGCACAUCACCUACAGUCACUGGCUGCCAAAGAUCCUGGGUGAGGCAGGCAUGAAGAUGAUGGGGCAAUACGCCGGCUAUGACCCCAAUGUUAAUUCCGGCAUCCUCAGUGCUUUCGCCACUGCUGCUUUCCGUUUCGGACACACUCUCAUCAACCCGGUGCUCUACAGGUUAGAUGAGGACUUCCAGCCUAUCCCCCAGGGACACAUCUCGCUGCACCGCGCCUUCUUCUCCCCGUUCCGCAUCGUGAACGAGGGCGGCAUUGACCCGCUCCUUCGUGGGCUCUUUGGCGUCGCUGGGAAAAUGCGGGUUACCACACAGCUGCUCAACACGGAGCUGACUGAGAGGUUGUUCUCGAUGGCCCACGCUGUGGCUCUGGACCUGGCUGCCAUGAACAUACAGAGGGGACGGGAUCAUGGCAUACCACCAUACAACGAUUACAGGACCUUUUGCAACCUGACCUCAGCUCAGACGUUUGAUGAACUGAGGAACGAGAUUAAGAAUCCAAGCGUCAGAGAGAAACUGCAGAGGCUGUAUGGCACACCUCUGAACAUUGACCUGUUCCCUGCCCUAAUGGCUGAAGACCUGGUCCCUGGUAGUAGGUUGGGGCCCACCCUCAUGUGCCUGCUGGCAACUCAGUUCAAACGCCUGCGGGAUGGUGACAGAUUCUGGUAUGAAAACCCAGGCGUGUUCACUCCUGCCCAGCUGACCCAGCUGAAGCAGGCUUCUCUGACUCGGGUGCUGUGUGACAACGGAGACAACAUCACACGCAUCCAGCAGGACGUCUUCAGGGUGGCGGAGCUGCCCCACGGCUACGGCAGCUGUGACGACAUCCCUCAGAUUGACCUGCGCAUGUGGCAGGACUGCUGUGAAGACUGCAGAACCAAGGGUCAGUUCAACGCCCUGUCAUACCACUUCAGGGGACGCCGAUCAGCUGAGCACAGCUACACAGACGAUAAACCCGCCAGCAGCAUCCAGGAGACCAGCCCAGUGGAGGAAACCGUAGACACUCUGAUAAAUGUAACUCUGACCUCCAAAAAAAGCACUGAACCCUCGAUCAACGACUUCCAGGAUUUUGUCUCCGACAUGCAGAAGACGAUCACAAGUUUACGAAAGCAGAUUAAAAGACUUGAAGCCCGUCUGAGCAAGACUGACUGCACUGAUAGCGAGGGACGUGAGCGAACAGAUGGAGAGCGGUGGAAAAAGGACUCCUGCACCACAUGUGAAUGCAGAGAUGCCCAGGUGACCUGCUUUGUGGAGUCUUGUCCGCCGGCCGAGUGCAAACGGCCCGUCAAGUUAAAAGGCGCCUGCUGCCCAGUGUGCCUGGAACACGCAGAUGUUGACAAGCGACAAGAAGCCAACACCCACCGCGACUAACCCUCAGGACAUCCCCCCCACCACCACCACCACCACCACCCCACCCCCCGACAAACACACUCGUUAGUGUCUGAAAGUCAAACACACUCACACACAGACAUCCAGAGCGAGGAUGAGACUCUUGAAGGUGUGCUAACCCGCAGCCACCAAUAGCCUCGAUAGACCCAAUAGCCUCAGUUUUUGUUUUGUUUCACUUUGUAUUCUUUUUCUCUGAUCAGUGGAGGGGUUGAUUUUUUUUUUUUUUUUUUUUAAUAUCUUUUUGGCUUCUUGCCCCCUCCAGGACCAGCAGCAGCCUGAGGCUCAGUUUGAAAUCCUCUGGCAACAAGCCAGCGAUCACUAAAUGGAUUUAUUUCUGAACCGAUGGAUGGAUGGAUGGAUGGAUGGAUGAAUGGGUGGAUUGUAAACAAGACGGACAAAUCUCUCCUCUUUGCUUGGAGUCCGCUGAGGCUUCUGAAGUGUAACAAACAUCCACCGUGUUUUGCUCUCCUGCGACUAACACUCGGCGACGAAACGCAGGGGCCAGUUGCCGUCGACGAGCAGGAAAGGGAAGUAGAUUGAAAGGCGGCAGCCGUUAUGUUGUAUCACAAAAUUUUCUCAGGUUAGAGAUGCCGAAAACUGGUGCUAUUCCCCCCCCCCCCCCCCUUCUUUUUAAUUAAUGAUUUAAUCACUAAAUACAGACCUUCAAAGUAUUGUCUUUUGUAUGCAAAGCAACCUAUAUACACUCAGUAUAUGCCUUUUAAUGAUAAAUCACAAUUGAGAGGAUUGUUUUAUUCAAACUAAAAGACUUUUUAUGAAUAGAGUUACUUCAUCUUUUAAUCCACGGUGCUUUAUAACAUGUUAUGAAUAUGUUUUGUUUUUUUUUUCUUCCCUAUUUGUAUAAAAAAAUGCUUACAUAUGAAGAUAAUGUGAAGCCCUACAAAAAUGUUUGUAAUGCAAAAGAGAUGUCUACUGAUUUACUGCUCCUCUAUCCUUGGACAACUUUGUUAGUUAACUUACUUAUUGUCUCUGCUGGCCUGUCCUGAACUUGAGUGAGGUGGAGCCGCGUGGGGCUCUCCAUUGCAGGACACUCGAUCCAGCUCUUGCACUGUUGUGCUCCUUUCCAAGUUUCAUUUUGCUUUCAGAAAGCAGUGAAAGAAUAUCCAUUUUUACCACUGUAAUGUUGUGAACUUUGUCCCAGUAUUUUUUUUUUUGCUCAGUCUUCUAAAGCCAAAUGUAUGAUUUAGUAACUUCUAAAAUGACAUCAUAAAUAGCACAUGUCUACCGAUGAAACUAUGUAUGAAUGAAUGUUGUAAGAAAAAAAAAAAAAAAAAAAGGUCAGGAUUUAGCCUUUGGUACUG
Molecule: messenger RNA, 5809 nt
Organism: Toxotes jaculatrix (banded archerfish)
Lineage: Eukaryota; Metazoa; Chordata; Actinopteri; Toxotidae
Product: peroxidasin
Biological process (GO): response to oxidative stress
Molecular function (GO): protein binding; peroxidase activity; heme binding
Source: RefSeq, a predicted model, not a curated record